Messenger RNA from Danio rerio (zebrafish), 1666 nucleotides. It is a transcript of the gene ucp3, whose product is annotated as uncoupling protein 3. Gene Ontology annotation, cellular component: membrane; mitochondrial inner membrane. The record is from RefSeq and is marked validated. Lineage: Eukaryota; Metazoa; Chordata; Actinopteri; Cypriniformes; Danionidae. Gene Ontology annotation, biological process: proton transmembrane transport; transmembrane transport.
UCCUCCAAAAUCAGGUGGAAAACACACUCGCUGGAUUAACCCCUGCAUGGAUAUUAUCAUCUCGCUUUCUGUCGGUACAGUUUGGACUAACAAUUUCAUAUUACGGCAAGUGUUGUGCUGCUGUUAUGCUGCUUUGGGACAUUAAGGAUCAGUUUUUUAUGGCCAAAAGUGUUGAAACAUCUAAAACAGAAAAUAUCCUUUUGGAAAAAACUUGAAGUGAACCGACGUGGAGGCGGGAAAACACAAGUUGAAAGUAAAAGUAUAAUUCCCUUGCUGCGGUUUUCUGUCAGAAGUGAAAAAUGGUUGGAAUUAAACCUACCGAUCUGCCUCCAACCGCUGCUGUCAAGUUUUUCGGAGCCGGUACAGCAGCAUGUUUUGCUGAUCUGGUGACUUUCCCCCUGGACACAGCAAAAGUCAGACUUCAGAUCCAGGGAGAGUCUGGAACAGCACCAGGAUCAGCGGUGCUGAAAUAUCGUGGGGUUUUUGGCACCAUCACCACUAUGGUUCGCACGGAGGGGGCCAGGAGCCUCUACAAUGGCCUGGUGGCAGGACUGCAGCGUCAAAUGAGCUUUGCUUCUGUGCGCAUCGGCCUUUACGACUCAAUGAAGCAAUUCUACACCAGAGGAUCUGAGAAUGCGAGUAUUGUGACGCGUCUGCUGGCUGGAUGCACCACAGGGGCCAUGGCGGUCGCAUUCGCUCAGCCCACAGACGUCGUAAAAGUGCGCUUUCAGGCUCAAGUGCGUCACACUGACGGAGGAAAGAGAUAUAAUGGCACAAUGGAUGCCUAUCGGACUAUUGCCCGUGAUGAGGGUGUUCGAGGACUCUGGAAGGGCUGCAUGCCAAACAUCACAAGGAAUGCGAUCGUGAACUGCGCAGAGCUGGUCACCUACGACAUCAUCAAGGAUCUCAUAUUAAAAUACGACCUCAUGACAGAUAACCUACCCUGUCACUUCACGGCUGCAUUCGGCGCUGGUUUCUGCACCACGAUUGUAGCGUCUCCAGUAGACGUGGUGAAAACGCGGUUCAUGAACUCGUCGGCCGGCCAGUACGGCAGCGCACUGAACUGUGCCCUCAUGAUGCUGACCAAAGAGGGACCAGCCGCUUUCUACAAGGGCUUCAUGCCCUCCUUCCUGCGCUUGGGAUCCUGGAAUAUUGUGAUGUUUGUUUCCUAUGAGCAAAUCAAGAGGUGUAUGACUCGAAUGCAGCACUCGUGGGAAUCGCCUUUCUGAACACACAACAUCAGUAUCUUCUAACUGUGACUGAACAGACAGCAAAUAUAACUCAAACGCCCUGUUGUGAGAAUGGAGGAAUCCCCAUCUGAAGUCUUAUCACUGAAAAAAGGCUGCAGUGUUGUAAGGCCAAAGGUCAAGCUCAUCAAAUAUGAAAGAUGAGUUAGCAAAGUGCCCGAUGAAGCAAAAUGUGCAUAUUGUCUGUUUUAGGGAGUUGGAAAAAGCACACUCUUAAAGAAACAGUGCAGGGAAAAACAAAAAUGCCUUUUCACAUGGCUUUUCUUUGACAUAUUUUGAGUAAAUCAUCAGUGCCAGUAAAUAACCUUUAUUUUGAAGUGUGUAAAUGUUUUUAUAUAUACAUAUGUUAAAUGUUUCUAAAACUGUCAUGAAUACGGGUCCAUAAAUUCUGAUCAAUAAAUGUAUAUUUAUACUAAGAA